Messenger RNA from Bacillus rossius redtenbacheri, 10461 nucleotides. RefSeq names its product zinc finger protein OZF-like. The transcript has 6 exons. Bases 917 to 2431 code for a protein of 504 amino acids. NCBI's taxonomy places the organism in Eukaryota, Metazoa, Arthropoda, Insecta, Phasmatodea, Bacillidae. The record is from RefSeq and is a predicted model, not a curated record. Gene Ontology annotation, molecular function: RNA polymerase II transcription regulatory region sequence-specific DNA binding; DNA-binding transcription factor activity, RNA polymerase II-specific. Gene Ontology annotation, cellular component: nucleus. Gene Ontology annotation, biological process: regulation of transcription by RNA polymerase II; urogenital system development; embryo development.
ACUACAUUCAUACAAAUAAUAAAAUUUAACUUACUAUUCCAAUGACGUUUCCGAACUGAUCUUUGUGUUCCUUUUUUGUGAGAAUGUCGUCUUCCACAAAAUGUUUUUCGCAUACAUAAUGGGAUCUUUUAAGUACAAACUUGUCUCAUGGAAUUGCUUUCUGCCACAAUUGCCUAACAUUGUCAUCAUUGGGAACUCGGAAUAUUGCAACUUUCUCGUCCGACUUUGCCUGAUAAUUUGUUUUGCACCCAGGUGCAACACAGUGGUUAGGCAUUUUCACAAUUAAAAUAAUAUACGCUUAUUCUCUUUACUAACAAUCAAUGCUCCUCGCUCACAAUGAAGUGCCCGGCUUCCCGCCAAUGCCAAUGUGGAAACUAUACUUCGUAACCUAUUUGACCUAAUUUAUGAAAUAAUUCCCAAACUUAUAAAAAAUAAACACAUCUAAUUUAAUACUGUAUCGAUAUCUGGAGAUUAAUGUAUUUUAAACAUUUAAAUGAAAAUUUAAAUGAUUAUUAUGUUGAGUUGUUCAUAACAACAAAGCUUAAAAUACCACCGCAGAACAACCAGCGCUACACGUCAGAUGGUGGAGCGGAGUGGAACUACGGAGACAUUAGGUGUGCCACUUUUGCAUGCUGGCCUGGUUGGGGAGUGUCCAGACCUCCCCUUCUUAGACCGUGCACACAAUGCAUGCUCCCUCUCCCGCAUGGCUAACCCCUGCAUGUAUAGAGCGUAUAGGCUUCGGCCUGAGACGCACUUAGAGUCUCUCCCUAACCCAGACCUCUCCCAAAUACACUUAGUUUUAAUUUAGGUUAGGAAAAAAAAUUUGAGCUACAUUUGUGGUCUUUCAGCCAGUAGUGGGCCUGGAUGCAUUCCAAUCCAGGGGACCAUCGCCACCUUCAAUUACCAGUCAUUAAACAUGACUGCUGCAAGCUUAUCAACCACAGCACCUACACAAUCAAUAUUGCGAAAAGAUCACGCCUUUGAUUACUGGGAAAUAAUUCCGAGACUACUGAACACAACCAGAUGUAGGGAAAGUGUAUCAGCAAUGACUUCUGUCACUGAAAAGGUAAUGGAUUGGUGGAGCGAAGAUGCUUUUGGAAAUGAGUGCUGGAGUAUAGGGCUUGAAAGAUCGGACAAAACUGUUAACCCAACAAUAAAACAAGAAAGUAAUGAGCAAGCAGGAGAUAAUUUCAGCCUUGAAGUUAGAAAUAAUUUUGAGACUUACUCUAGCCAUGAAGAUGAUGUUGAUGCUGUUAAAGAUGACAUUAGUCAUAAAGAUACAAGUGGUGGAAGUGUCAUUGUUCUUGGCUCUGAUCCCUCCAAGGCCGCUUGUGAUAUCACCUUUCCCAAAAUUAAAACAGAGGUAACGGAAGAAUGUUUAAAAAAAGAAUAUGAGGAGAUAACAAUCAGUGAAGAACAAAUUGUUUCUGAAUCACCAGAAGAAUGUGACUGUCAAGUAGCAGUCCUAAAUAAUAGUAAACCCUUCAAGACUGGCAGUGUGACAGACUUUGAUUUAUCAAAAAGCUCUGUUUUACCAGGAUCAACAGCAGAUGUACAACUAAGAAGUUACUUGCACAAGGCAAUGACUUUUAACAUUGCACAUGAUGGUGAUAUUUCUAGUAAAAGCUGUGGAAAGAUGUAUGUAGAAAACAGAAAAAGGGAAAAACCAUACUCAUGUGCAUUGUGUUUCAAAAAAUAUUUCUCUAAAAAUAAUCUAAAAACACACAUCCAUGCCCAUACAACUGGUCGCUCAUUUUUCUGUUCAGUGUGCAGUGCAAAUUUUCCUAGGAAUGAUUCUGUGAAUAAACACAUGCGUACACACACAGGAGAGAAACCAUUUUCAUGUUUAGUAUGUGAUAAAAAAUUUUCGCAAAGAGGUCAUUUAAAUAUUCAUAUGCGUACACACACGCAAGAAAAACCAUUUUCAUGUUCAGUAUGCGAUGUAAAAUUUUCUCUGAAAGCUCAUUUAAUGAUUCACAUGCGUAUUCACACUGGCGAAAAACCAUAUUCAUGUUCAGUAUGCAGUGCAAAAUUUUCUGUGAAAUGUACCUUGAAAAUUCACAUGCGUACACACACAAGAGAAAAACCAUUUUCUUGUUCAUUAUGCAAUAUGAAAUUUACUCAGAAAGGUCAUUUAAAGAAUCAUAUGCGUAUUCACACAGGUGAAAAGCCACAUUCAUGUUUAGUAUGCAGUAUCAAAUUUUCCAGAAAAUGGUCCUUGAAAUUACACAUGCGUACACACACAAGAGAAAAACCAUUUUCAUGUUCAGUAUGUGAUGUAAAAUGUUCUCAAAAAAGUGCUUUAAAGAGUCAUAUGCACAUUCACACAUGUGAAAAAUCAUAUUCAUGUUCAAUAUGCAGUGCAAACUUUUCUCACAAAGGUAAUUUAAAGAAUCACAUGCACAUACACAUGAGCGCAAAACCAUUGUAAUGUUCAAUAUGAAAAGCUAUAUUAACUCGGAAAGGUUCUUUGAAUAUCACACAUGCAUGCACACUAAUGAGAACAACAUUUUGUUAUUAAUAUGCAGUGCUAAAGGUUUUAAUGAAGGUACCGUAAAGGAACGUAUGAUAUAUAUAUAUAUAUAUAUAUAUAUAUAUAUAUAUAUGACGAACAUACAUUUCAUAGUUACUUUAUACCCUUGGGACAUGCUAAUAGUUGAUGUUCCUAUAGCAUAUGCGAGUAAAAUUAUCCCUCUUGUAAAUAUUAAUGGUUCCAAGAGCAUAGUGUAAGAAUUUUAGUAAACAAAAAUUUUUGUGUGAAAGUAUGCAAAGUUGUGUGUAAGAUGUCGAACCAGUGAGGAUAAGAUGGUGAAUGUGAAUGUAAUUUAGAAAACAAAAUGUUCAUCUCACAGAAAAAUAUAUAUAUUUACUAAAAACUGUUAUAAUAUUCAGAAGAAAAAAAGAAUAGGCCUUGUAAACUGAAAAUAAAAUGAUUGGACUUAAUUACGUCGUAGGCUGUCUACACUAAAACCUCGAUUUUACGUAUGCUUAUGGAUCCACGGAUUGUAUUUGUAAAAUCGCUACUUCUGUAGCCCAUUUCGAUCCUAUCCCCCCUCCCUCCCGCCUCAUAAAAAAAAAAUAUUUUACUUUUCGAACCAAAUAUAUCUGGUAUUAUUUGUGUCUUAAUAAAUAAAAUACCAUGAAAUACUGUAGCGAUUUGAAAUGCGCGCGUCAUCGCGGGCCUCCGGCACUUCGCUCCCCUCAUCCUUCUCCCUCCUUUUCUCCCCCUCCUAGUGUUUGUUCAAUUUGUACUCGUUUCCCCCACCCUUUCCAAUAUGCGCAUGCGCGCGCUGCGGCGCGAGUUUAUAAAAUCUGCUGCAGACAUGAUGAGGGUCUUCUUCUACUGGUAGCCUUUGUGAGGCUUGGUUGUCAGCAGUAGCUGACCAGUUGUUAAUUUCACUAGCAUGUAGUCCGAGAGCUUCGACUUAGUCUUCGUGCGUGUGCGACCUCAGGGGAGAAAUGUAAGUUAAAUCGAGUCGUCAGUGAGGCGGUGGCCCUCACCCUAAUGUAGAAUCAGUAUUGUUUAAAUUUGUUCUGUCUAAAUUCCUUUUCGGCAGCCACCAUCAAAAAGUUGUUUGGAUUUCUGCUUUAAAUUUAAAUUUAACUUGACCUUCGCUUCCGUUUUUCUGUUUCUACCUGUCUCCCCCUGAGACGUCGUCGCACGUAUUUGUUUGGUACUGCUUUUUAAAGAAUAAUGUAACUUCUUUCUUUCGUGUACCUGCACUUUGCAGUAGUUUUGUAAAUGUAACUUUUUUUGUAAUAUAAUUUCAGACAAGGAAAUUAUGUCCCUUUUUGACGAUCGUUGAUUGGAUCGUUCUCUGUGUAGCCGGCUUACCCAUGCAAAUUAUAAUUGUCAACUAACUCGUUUUGUCAGAAAUGUUAACGUAAUAUUUAUAUUGAAUUAAUAUUGAAUUUGAAUAAAAUGUCUGUGUACCUGAAACCUUUUACCUUGAUUACCCAACUGCUCCAUUCACGUAAUCCGCAGUCCUAGCCAUGUUCUGGUCUUCCUUCAAUCCUUAAUAGGCCCCCACCAAUUACAAUACUAUUAAUACCCCAGUGUGUGAACAUGGAAUGCACGCCGCCAUGAGCCAUAGCAAAGUAAUGUCACAGCGGUUAACCACACAUGCACCACUCAUUACGAGAUGUUUAUACUUUAUUUUGGCGACAGUAGGUGUUCCAACAUGCUUUUCUUGGGUAUCUUUCCUUUUCGGAAGAUGUUUCCUAUUAAAAUUUAUAAUUAUAUUUGAGUUUGAAUACUUGUCAAUUCCUUUGCAUGGACCUGUUGUGAAAAAUGACAGAAUUUUCCAAAAGGAUUUGGGAAGAGGGGGGGGGGGGGGAGGAGCUGUAAGUUUAAAAUGUUUAGUUCGAACACCUCUCACCCCUAUUUUGAUCCUAGGGGUUUAGUUUAUGUUUUUAGUUUAUUCUAGCGCAAGUUUUUGACGUCGAUUCCGACAUACUGUUCGCUUGCCAAUCGGAACAAAUCAGUUUUUUCAGACAAGUGCUAAAUGCUAUUCUAAGUGUUUUAUCCAUAGGAGGGUCCACUCACUCAGCAAUGUUCAGGUCUAACGACUUCCCACCUCUUCUCUUCUGCCUCUCCCUCCCGGGCGUUCCGUACAAACAUGGCGACACUAAACAGCCGUUACAUCUUCAUAAUUUAUCACUAAAUAGUAGCUAUUUAUUUAAACUCUGCGCUUAUUAAACAGUAAGAUACUUUAAAAAUGUGGAACAGCAUAUAUUAUUUAAAGUACAGUGUCUUAAAUGAAAGAAACUUGUUGUUUAGCACGAAACAAUGGAAAUUCAGUGUGAAGUUUUCUGCUGUAUGUCGAUAAAUUAUUUUAUGUAUCCACACGUGUGUGUUUAUGUUAGAACUAGUCAUAAGAAAAAUCUUGUGCAGUUUACACAAUAAACAUUUAGCUAAAUUAAAUGUAACACAAUCACUUAAUUAUAAAUUGUUUUUUAUUUUCAAAUAGUAUUAAAGUUCAGCAGUGAUUUUACAGCUACUAAGUGAAUUUGUACAUUAAACAUUGAAAUACUUAGCUUUUUAAAGCUAAUUGAAUAUUGGUUAACCAAAAAUAAAGGCACGUUUAUUCUCAAGCUUACUCUGCAUUUAACUCAUAAUAUUUUAGCAUUGACAAAAUUUGUAUUAGCUGAUUUAGCUUGGUGGUUUGCCUGACUGCAUUGUAUAUGUUGCAUGAGACUGUUUUGGGUUCAGUUCUCCAACAAAUUGAAUUUUUUUUUAUUCUUUAAGCAAUUUAGUAAUCAUUUGCAUUCACGAAAGUAAAAGCAAAAAUAAAGGAGGCCUUUUAUUACAUUUGACUAUAAGACUAAACUAUGAGAGUUUAGUUAUUUGCUCCUUACUUUAUUAUUGUAAUCUCUGGUGAUUUUGCAUGACAAAAUAAACCCAUUUAACUAAAUUGUUUGAAUAAACAUGAAGUAUUUUGAGUAUAGUUAAAAACAAUAAAUAACAUUUAAAAAUGUAAGUCUUAAAAAUAUUGAUUAAAAUAUUAAAUAAAAAAAAUCACUAAACAAUAUUUGAGUAUGUUGAUAAAGCCACGCAAGACAAGGUUAAAAUUUAAUAUUCUAGGUACAUUAAAAUUUUUAGGUUUUUAAUAGUAUGAACAAAAAUUAAAUCUACGUAAUUUUGAAGGAGAAAAAAAAAAUAUAGGAGAGAUUUGAGCUUACAAAAAUUUUUUGUAGUGGUUAUAAAACUAUGACCUAACCCACUUUGCCACUCUACCUAACUUGAUGUGAAAGAUAAAAAUAAUUGUAAUGUAGUAAGUUGUAAAUACUGAAAUAAUAGGUAGUUAAACAAAAAUUCAUAAAGGUAUUUAAAAUAACUUUAAAAAUAAUGUAAGUGGUGAAUAACUAGUUUAUACUGUUGCCACCACGCUUCCAAGCUGCCAUGUUUGAAAGUGAAUUGCCGAUUGUGUUUUCAGGUUUCGACAGCCUAGUAGUAGAUGCAGAUGUGCUUUCAUGAUUGGCUGUCACCAAGAAUCGAGAUGACACACAUAACUUAGAAUACCAAACACGUGAAAUCUCCCGAUAAUUGUCAUUUCGCGAUCAGGAACUCAUUUCUGAGUAACAGAAUAAACCCCCUGUUCCUGGGAACCAUGAGGGGUCAUAAAAACGGGGUAGCUAUGGGUUGCCAGCAAUUAGCCGUAGAAGGAAGUCGCUUCUCAAUUAAUUUUCUUUCUUCUCUCACGCGGCACAAAACGGUUGCAGUUACUGCUAUGCAUUCCGCUCCAGAAAUGUUGGAAUAUGGAGGGCAGUGUGAGUAUAGUUCAUUAGCGGUAAAAUAAACAUUUUCACGGCCCUGCUAAAAUAAUCUAUUCAAGAAAUUUCAAAGUUUGUGCAUUUUUAGCAGAAAUACUGCUGUGUGACUAAUUAACAAAGUGUACCUAGUUCACAUUUUUUUUUAAAUUUAAUGUUUAAUGCCAUAGCAACUUAUAUAAUAUUUAUUAAGGUAAAUGUCCAUCAUGUGUACCUUAAAAAUAUUCAGUUUACCGGGAAUGGACUGUACGACACUGUGUGAAGUUCUGGCUUGUGUUGCACGCAGUGAGGUAGGGGGAGGGAGAGGAUGAUUUGACAGUUUCUCAAGUAUACGAGUGGAGGGAAUGUUGGAUUGAAAAGAGGGGGGGAGAUAUCUCUAGGAGGUAUGAGCUGUAGCCUUGAAGAAUGUAAACCAGGAGAGGGAGGGAUAAACCAUAUGACAUUGUGAUGCUGCCAGCACGCGCCAGUCUAGCCGCGCUUCUAAACGGAAUGUCUUAUUAUUUUUUGUUCUGCUUAUAGGAACAUAAUUUAUAGUAUUCAAACCCACACAAAAUAUAUGCUGUGUGUUAAAAAAUAACAUAUUUUUAUAACCUUGUCAUUGCAUUUUUUUUUUCCAAUUUAUUUCUGAUUGUUUAUAUUUUGGUGUCAAAAUUUUCCAUUUUUUCUUAGGUUCCUGAGAAUUUAUUAAUAAAAUCAUUGCUUUGUGAAAUCUGCAGUUCAUAUAAUCAGGUUUCUAGUGUGUUCAUUUCUGAAUUGUUCCCAUCAAAAUACAUACAUGAGAAAUAUUUAUAUUUGUUAAAUUACCAUUCAUUUGCAACAAUAUUUAUUUGUAAUUAAUAAGAAAACAAAACUAUAUAGGCCCUUAUAAAAAUUACAAAAAUCACAUUCCUACUUGAAAUUCACCAAUCGCUGUAACCCAACCAGUGCACUGAGUAUUAACCCAGUCUUUUCAUACAGAACCUUUAUAUCACAGUUCUUUCUUCCCACUCUCCAUACACAGAAAACAGUCUCUCUCUCAACAAGUUCUGUUUUGUCUUCUGUUUCCAUGUAGACAAAACACUUAUCGUCAGAGGUCUCUGGUUGGCUAGUUUCUUUGCUUUUGCUGAUGAUAAGUUCCUCCUGGAGCUGUCUUGUUUAUUUUCUGUUAGAAACUAUAUUUUUCUUCCGUGCUUUUUCUUCUUUAACAGAUUUGAUUUUCUCUAAUACUCGCUUUACUGGUGAACUAGAUAUCAACCAAUGAAAGGAGCUUCCUGCAUUUAUGCCUAGUUUUAAUGUCUGCAACAGGAAGAACAGGCAAUAAAUAGCUGCAGCUUGGUUGGGAGAGGCUUUUGACAUGUCUGGAGUAUGCAAUGUCUCUUCUAUAUCAGGUGCUGUUGGCUCAGGUUAACUAUCUGUACAUGUAGUUUUUUGUUCAGUAGUUUUGGCAGAAAUCUUUCGUUGCUUAGCCACUGGUUAAUCCCCUGGUCCUAUAGUAGGCACCUCUGGUGAGUCCCCUGGUUCUACAGUGGUGCUGAUUGAUGUCGCUGGUAGAUCAGCCAUGGAUUGGGACUUGUCUGUAGUUGUUUGAAGCUUCAAAAUCUUCAUCUGUAAAGAUUUUAUUGUUAAAGUUUCGAUCUCUGUUACUAUGAACCUAAUUAAGAAACCCCUACAGAUGCAACAUUUUUGCAUGCCUUGGAAUGAGCUGUUUCGAAGGGGUCAAAAAAAGAUACAUCUAGAGGCUGCAAUCUGUGUUUAGUGUGAGCUGGAAACCCCAAGACCACCACAUGAUGAUCUCUAGGGUAAUGUGCAAAGUGUGGUUGUCCAUUAAUAAAAGGCUGGUGCUGCUUGGAUUCGUGUGCUUCACAAAGUGCUGUAGAUGUUUUACAAAAAUAUCGGUCAUCCAGCCACUCUUAUGAGCAACUUCAACCUAUCAGGUGGUGCUCCGUCUAAAAAAGCUUAUAUUCUCACUCAAGGGAAAAUAAAUAGUGAGGGUAUAAAGUGUCCAGCUGCAUUCUUGCACCAGCUGUAACAUUUUAACCUCUUUUGCCUGAUGAAAGUUUAAUGAGCAGCGAUUACCCUCUGGUGGCAGAAAUUUUGGUGUUUUUGUGGGUACUGUGGGAAAUCCCGACUUGUCUACAUUAUAAAUUUAGGACAUCUGGAAUGUUUUUCCAGUCACAAUUUCUUCAAAACAGAAAAAAAUUUAAUCCACAUUUACCUUAUUGAAUGCAGCCUUUUGGGUUGUUGAUGUAGCUUUUGGCAUCAUUCUUGAAGGUUAUAUUGUACUGGGCCAUAAAUUUACUGACAAAGUCUUUCCCAGCUGCUUUCAUUUCUUUGUUGAACCGGUGGUCAAUUUCAAGUCCUUCAGAAAAAUUAAAGGCAAUGCAAGGAAACUCAUCCUUCAUCAUUCCGAAUGCUCUAUAGUUGACAUCAACAACAUUAUUUUUCAGUUGUGCUAGUUGUUCAGGUGAAAAUGUAUUUUUGAAUCUUUCUUCAUAUUUAGGAAACCUUUUCAACAAUAAGUUCAACAAACACUGUUAUUUAACAUAAACAUAAACCUUAAAUAAGUACUUACUAUUGACAUAGUAAUCACUCACAGUUUCCUUGUAAUCUUUAAUUUAUCUUCUCAAUGUUGGUUCUGGUAUGCUGUUUUGAUGCUGAAUCCACUCUGUUCCCAAUUUUUACCAACUAAAUGGCUAUUCAUGCUAUCUUUCAACCAGAUUCAUCUGUCAGUCUUACGUUAAUAGUCACAUACCAUUUUCCUGGUGUGUCAUCAAUAUAAAACAAACGACCAAAUAAUUUAGAAAUAAAAUAUUUAUGUAGAAUUGGGCAAGUUAAUGAAUUCGUCAUCAUGUCCCUUUCAUCAAUUAUUCAUCUUGUUCCAAGUAUCCAUGUUUUUAUUAUAAUUGUGUAAAAAAAAAACAUUUCAACUUAAUAAACACAGGUUGCAUGCUCAGAAUAAAAAAACAUGGCUGUGAAUAAUUGCCAACCUGGCCACUAUCAUUCUUCAUUUUCUGGGCCAAAAUAUUACAUUGGCUACUCACAAAACAAACUUUUUGUUCCACAGCUCCACAGGUUAUAGUCAAUGAUGUGCCACUACGCAUUUCACAAAGCUCCUAGUAGGGCUCUCUUUUGCACCUGUUACUGUGCUGCGAUCUGAUUACCGGAAAGAAAAAUUCUGGCUUCGUCAUCUUACCCUUCUUUUUCCUACAUAUGUUUGCAAAAAAUUAAUUUAUUAUGUUCUGUAACCUGUAAAAUUUUUUUCAGAAAGGUCAUUUAAACGCACAUAAAUGUGUAUAAACAGGUAGAGAACAAUAUUUCUCUUAAGUGUAUGGUUUAAUACAAAAUUAUGAAAUUAGUUUUUGGUGGGCAUAUGAAAAAAGAUGCAAUUGAACCAGUUCUUGUGUUAAGUACAUAACAUAUACGUCUUAUCAAAUAACUUGUACAAACUACGGUGAAAAAUAAUUUUAGAUUCACUACAAAGUGCCUAAUGUUUAGUGUAAAGUCACAUGCAACUAACAGACGAGAAAUAAUUUUAAUCUCUGUAAAUCUAGCUUGGUGUUCUCAAAAGUGUGUUCCUGUUAAGUCCUUAUUGGUGCAAUUAGGGAUAUCGGAGUAUUGUUAAUAACAGCUGAUUAUCUGUUCUAAGGCUGGGUUCACAAUUGAAAAAAUAACAGUAACAUUAUGUCGUGUGCAUAGGAUAUGAAUGCCAUGUUUCCUAACCUAACGAUUCACAAUAGCAGAAAGUUGGUCGUGCGCAUAGGAGUGAAAUGAAUAUAUUUUAUUUCGGUCACGUACGCAUGGCACAACAGCCAAUGGGAGAAGAGCAGGGUGCUUUUUUGGCGGGACUAGAAAUAUUUUUAUAUUUAUUAACCAUAUUGGGGUAAGAAAAUUUCGAGAUAAUAAUAGUAUUAUCGUUAUUUUGAAAGUUAAUAUGUUUAUUUACUAACACUGCUAACAGAUGUCGCAUAGUUCGCGAAAUUUCAUUGGCUGAAAUUAACAGUAAGAAUUCAAUUGUGAACCGAUUUCGCAGACCGCACAGGUCGUGUGCAUGGCUUGCUAUGCACUCGCUUAUUUUUUUUAAUUGUGAACCCAGCCUAAAGGUAGUAGUGUUUUAGCAAUGUGUUCUUAUGGUGAUGUUUUGCAUUAGUUGUUAUUUUAAAAUAUUUUUUGUAUGUUUACUUCAUUUAACGAAUUAAAGUCCCUGAAAGUCAA